Molecule: messenger RNA, 333 nt
Organism: Puccinia graminis f. sp. tritici CRL 75-36-700-3
Lineage: Eukaryota; Fungi; Basidiomycota; Pucciniomycetes; Pucciniales; Pucciniaceae
Exons: 5
Coding region: 1-333 (110 amino acids)
Source: RefSeq, a predicted model, not a curated record
AUGAAUGCCACUAUCUAUGCUUUACUUUGUCUCGCUGCUGCCGCUGCCAACGUUGCUACCGUUGGCGAAAAAAUGAAAUCCUGCAACGAUUGGUCUGACAUCAUCUGCACCAAAGGCUGCAAGACUUUCGUCACCAUUACCAACUGCACUUUGCCCAGCUACCCUAAAAAGCCAGUGACCACCGAGCUUUGCACCAUCGGAUACGGACGUGAUACGGCCGCUGCCAAAGCCUGCAUCACUGGCCAAGGCUCGUUUUGCUGCACUGGCACUACCACCGGACACGCCACUUGCUCUGGGUGUGUUCCUUACAACAAAGUCAGCUGGGCUAAUUGA